AUGCUUCAUCAAAGGGUUUCCAGCUUCUAUGAAGCCUUAUUCUUUCUGUCAUAUGUCAUUUUUCCAUUCACUGUUGUCCUUUUAAAUUCUCAAGCUCGAUGCUCCUCAUCCCUGAACAAACGUACAAUACGAUUUCCAUACGGUGCAGAAGACCUUGUAAGAUACGGAAUCAUAAACACACCAGACCAGUGGACGAACAGUCGUCUCUAUCCGACUGCCACGCAACCAAUCAUCCCGACAGAAGAUGUCCGGGCCGAAGCUCCUGGUACUAAGCGAAGGAAAUUGGACACGUCAGUGCUGUCCGAGUGGGAUUUUGGUAAAGAAGAAUUCGAAGUAGAAAGACACCCCAGCAAACUAACCAGAUCACGAACAUUCCCACCACGCCGAUCGCCUAACUAUGAAGAACCAUCUCACCAGAUCCUCUCGAGUGAAAUGGACCGAGGCAUGGUGUUCAAGGCAUACCCGAAAUUUCGCUCACUCGACCCUCAGCAUCUGAAAGAAAUCACCACAGAAAGGGGGCCGAUGAAAGCGUUGGAAGUCGAGGAUCUACCUAUUGAAGCGUUGUCAAUCACUUCUGAGAAAGAAGACUUGAGAAAAUCUAUACAAACAGCUCUUGACAAGUUAACAUAUAAUUUACCCAGUCUCGAAUUCAUUAAGCUAGACUCCCCGCAAUUAAAACAUCUGGAAAUAUAUGAAUUACAAGAAUUAGAAUCUAUUUUGAAAGGACUUCAAGCUCAGCUAGAAUUAGGGCAAAGUCAACAAUUACAGAUUCAAAAGAGAUUAGAUGAUUUAUCUAGAAAACUUCAAACCUCCUCUCAAUCUUCUCAACUUCCACACAAUGCGGAUACCAUCAACAACAGUCCUAUGGAUCAUCACACUGCUGCCUCUCAAUCUACUGAACCGCAUUCAAGAAUGGAAAUCAUCAUGUUAAAACUUAAUCAGUUUGUCCGUCACUUUGAUGCCAACUUCGAAGCAGAUCCAAGUUUGAUUAACGUUGAUCAACAUCAAUACUCAAUAACAUUGAUCGAGAUUUUUGAAAUCAUUCAAAGAAAUAAAAUCAGUUCAACCGAAUUGAACAAGAAUAUUAAGUCUACUAGUAUUUCAGAAAAAGAAUUAGAAUUAAAAAAUUCUUUACAAAUCAAUCAAGAUGAAUGGAAAUCGAUUCAAGAUACUACAUUUUGGAUUAGAUCUUUGAUUCCUACUUAUAAAAAUGCUCAGAAUGCAUUAAGAAGUAAAUUAUCUCAUCUUGAUUCUUGGUAUGAAACCAUACAAAAGAAAUUCUAA
Melampsora larici-populina 98AG31 is the source of this 1284-nucleotide messenger RNA. RefSeq lists its product as uncharacterized. The transcript has 5 exons. Lineage: Eukaryota; Fungi; Basidiomycota; Pucciniomycetes; Pucciniales; Melampsoraceae. Bases 1 to 1284 code for a protein of 427 amino acids. The record is from RefSeq and is a predicted model, not a curated record.